AUGGGCCACUUACUUCUUCGAGGAAUCUUCGCAGCAUUGCUUAUGCAAACGAGUCUUGCAUUGACUGUGAAAGUUCCUCAGCCAACAACCACCUCUUCUGAGACUACUUCUUCUGUGAUCACUCUUUCUGCGACGCAUGAACAUCACCACCACCACCAUUGGACAUAUACUUCAAGGCCAUUGCCGAGUCGCAAGCCUUGCAGCACUCAUUUAUCAUCGUCUGUUGCCGUGACCCCCACGCUAUCUGCAACACCAUCUGCUAUUGUGGUAUCGUCCUCUAUCCCAGUGACUUCACCCACUAGCUCUGUCACUCCUUCAGCACAUCAUCAUCAUCACCAUUCUUGGACUUAUAGCUCCAGGCCAUUGCCCAGUCGCAAACCUUGCAGUGCUCGCCCUUCAUCAUCUGCUCUUGUUUCGUCGUCUGCUAUUGUUCCAUCAUCCGCUCCUUAUUCUUCUUUGCCCACUUUGACCACGUCACCCAUUGCUUCUUCCACUCCUUUGUCGAGAAGACCAAUUCACACUCAUCACUCUCAUUCCUAUUCUCAUCACUGGAGUCAUACCUCUAGAUUACUGCCUCAUCGCAGUAGCCAUUGCUCGGCUUCAUCGUCCUUGGCUAUCUCAUCCUCAGCUCCCACUUCGACGCCUCUUCAUCAGACGUCAGUUGUGACUACUGUGGCUAGCUCUCUUCCAACUACAGCAACUGAACCUGAAUCGCCUGACCAAGCAAGCGGUGCUCCUUCUGGAUCGAGCCCUGUCCAGUCAGGUUCUUUGCCAAGUACUACAGUUGUACCUGGAACUUCAGUACAGUUGACUACAUCCACCGUCCUGUCUACUCGCACGGCUACCAUCACGGCUUGUCCGUCAUUGAUUCCUAACUGCGCGCCGGCUUCCAAGACUACUUUUACAGCAACCGAGACUGUGGUUAUUUCGACGACAGUCUGUCCGGUGACAGAAGAUCAGACCACAUCUGCUCCUGUUGCUAGCGGGGCUCCUACGAAGUCUGGUGAGCUUGGAUCUACCACUUCCACUAUUUUCACUACUCGCACUGCGACUAUAACUGCUUGCCCAUCUUCCGUCACAAACUGUCCCGCCAGAUCAAAGACGACAUAUGUUACAACUGAGACGAUUGUGGCGUCCACCACCAUCUGCCCGAUAACUGAAACUCUACCUGCUUCCGUUCCGACAGGCCAAGCUGCCACCAAGUCUGAGCCUGGAUUUACCACUUCCACCAUCGUCACAACCCGUACUGCUACUAUCACUGCUUGCCCCUCCUCUGUAACCAAUUGCCCUGCAAGAUCAAAGACAACUUCCGUUACUACAGAGACGAUUGUACUAUACACUACAAUCUGUCCGAUCGCCGAGACUGCCGCUACACAAACCGCUUCUGCUUCAUCCCAGGGCGCUGCUGGUUUUGAAUCGACUACCUCCACCAUUUGGAGCACCCGGACUUCGACUGUCACUGCUUGCCCAUCAUCCGUGACCAACUGCCCACUGCGGUCCAAGACGACCCAUGUGACCACCGAGACCCUUGCCGUAGGAACGACUGUAUACGCAGUAUCUACAGUCACAGCUGCACCUGUGUCUACUGCUACCGAAAUUUCAUCCGACUCUGGCUCUUCCAGAAAAUCGGGGGGUAAUGGUUCGGCCUCAGGUGCAGAUGCAGUAUACACUGCUCUCUACACCGUCUCAUCAUGUGACAGUGAUACCUGUACCGAAUAUGUCAGCACUCUUCUAGAGGCCCAGACUGGCCUUGCUCAACCCACUAUGUAUGGCUCCAAAGCUUCAGAAAGUCGUACCACUUCUGCUUCUAUCUCGGUACACGUGCUGCCCCAGAGUAGCAAGUAUGGUGGAGUUCGCACAUCCUCAGCGUCUGCUUCUAGCACUGAUAGUGCAGUCUACUCUACUUAUACUGGUGCUGCAUCUACCAUUUCCCACUGGCAUAUGCUGCAGAUGGUUUGUAUGGCAGUGCCAAUCUUAGCCCUCUUUUCUUAG
Messenger RNA from Penicillium taxi, 1992 nucleotides. RefSeq lists its product as uncharacterized. The coding region runs from base 1 to 1992 and encodes 663 amino acids. The record is from RefSeq and is a predicted model, not a curated record. NCBI's taxonomy places the organism in Eukaryota, Fungi, Ascomycota, Eurotiomycetes, Eurotiales, Aspergillaceae. The transcript has a single exon.